AUGAGGACCACUGGGGUGGGACAGAGCAAAGCAUUAUCCUGGUUUCAUGUCGUGGAGGGAUCCGGACAGAAGAUCCCAAGACCGACCCCGCCAGCCUUUUCUCCUUCGCUCUCUCUACGAGGAAAUCGAGCUUGUUUUAUUGUGCGAGUGGCGGGGCUCCUUCACUUUGAGCCCGUUCUGUUCAAUGUUUAGAGCAAUUGACUGCUGAAACCGGAUUGUUUCCACUGCGAUGGGUAUUCCCUGUUAAAGUUCCUAUCGAAAGGAGUCAGUUUCUGAAAACAAGUUUGAAGAGCUAUUCCUCGAGAUGUAGAUCUGCUUCCACAUUUUGAAGAUUGUUCAUCCACCCAAAGAUCUCAAGAAACCACGGGGGAAAAAAUGCUUCUUUGUGAAAUUCUUUGGAACUGAAGACCAUGCGUGGAUCAAAGUAGACCAACUUAAAUCCUAUCACCUUCACAAGGAGGAAAUGAUAAAAUCUACCAAAGGGAAACGCUUUCAACAGGCAGUGGAUGCAGUUGAGGAAUUUAUUAAAUCAAAGGUAUCUGCUUUUGCCUCAUCAGAAGAUAAAAACAGGCACUUUUCAUCUGACAGUAAAAGACAAAAUUUCUCCGCAACAGAAAUUUCAGAGCACAGUACAAGGAAAAGGGGUCGGCCACCAAAGGAGGAAAAGGAUGCUUUCCCUGAGCCAUCCACAGUGAAAAGAUUGGUUACGGGUCCAGUCGCAGGAUACAAAUGGAAGCAAGUAAAGGACGACCCUCACUUUCAUCACUUUCUGCUCAGUCAGUCUGAGAAGUCGGGGUCAUGUUCUGCUAUCAUUCAAAAGCUGAAGACAACAGCAGAAGAGGAAGCAGAGUCAACAUCCAUUCAGGCAGCUGACAGUACAGCAACCAAUGGUAGUGUGACUCCGACAGACAAAAGGAUAGGAUUUCUUGGUCUAGGCUUAAUGGGAAGUGGAAUAGUUGCAAAUCUCUUGAAAAUGGGACACACUGUUACAGUGUGGAAUCGCACAGGAGAAAAGUGCGACCGUUUUCUUCAGGAAGGGGCACGUUUAGGACGUACUCCAGCAGAGGUGGUUUCUAUGUGUGAUAUCACACUCUCCUGCAUUUCUGACCCAAAGGCAGCUAAAGACCUGGUUCUGGGUCCCAGUGGGGUACUGCAAGGGAUUCGACCAGGCAAGUGUUAUGUUGACAUGUCCACAGUGGAUCCUGAGACGUCCACAGAAAUCUCACAGGUGAUCACUUCCAGAGGGGGUCGGUUUCUUGAAGCACCAGUCUCUGGCAAUCGGCAGCUUUCAGAAAAUGGAAUGCUGGUGAUCCUUGCUGCUGGAGAUAAAGCUUUAUUUGACGAAUGUAGCAGCUGUUUUCAGGCCAUGGGGAAGAAGUCAUUCUAUUUGGGUGAGGUGGGCAAUGCUUCAAAGAUGAUGCUGAUUGUAAAUAUGAUCCUCGGCAGUUUCAUGGCUUCUCUAGCAGAAGGAUUCACGUUGGCUAAAAUAGCAAGUCAAUCGCAAGAAGUAUUGCUUUACAUCUUGAGUCAGGGACCUUUGGCAAGUUCGUUUUUGGAUCAGAAGUGCCAAAAUAUUUUGCAGGGAAACUUCAAGCCUGACUUCUUGUUGAAACACAUACAAAAGGACCUCAGGUUAGCUAUUGCUAUGGGUGAUUCUGUCAAUCAUUCAACUCCAAUGGCGGCUGCAGCCAAUGAAGUAAGUUCUCGACAUGUUCUGCCCCAGUGUUUGUUUACAAAUCAAAUUUUCAAAUAAAGAAACAUUAGACUGGUUCCAUGAAUAAAUGGCAUGACAUAGGCUACCUAUUUACCAUACUGAACAAUUCAAUAGAUCGGGGUCAAAUGGUGGCACUCAAAGAAAAGUAUCCCUCGAGUUUCAUUGGUGGGAUACUAAGUGUGAGACUGGAAUGAUGUUCACAGUAGUCAGCACAGGACUUUCUAUUUAUUCCUAACUGCAAUUCUAAAACAAAAAUUGUGGAGUUUUUCUUUAAACGUUAGCAUAUCUGUGCUCACAAUUUCUCAGCUUCUAAUCUUCUGCUAUUUGG
Messenger RNA from Rhincodon typus (whale shark), 2042 nucleotides. It is a transcript of the gene glyr1, whose product is annotated as glyoxylate reductase 1 homolog (Arabidopsis). Lineage: Eukaryota; Metazoa; Chordata; Chondrichthyes; Orectolobiformes; Rhincodontidae. Gene Ontology annotation, molecular function: NAD binding; oxidoreductase activity, acting on the CH-OH group of donors, NAD or NADP as acceptor; NADP binding. The record is from RefSeq and is a predicted model, not a curated record. The transcript is spliced from 14 exons. The coding region runs from base 464 to 1753 and encodes 429 amino acids.